AUGCCUCCCAAGAAGAAGGUCGAGCGCUCCGCUCAGGAAAACAUUUCUCUAGGCCCUCAAGUCCGCGAAGGUGAACUCGUCUUCGGCGUCGCUCGCAUCUUCGCUUCGUUCAACGAUACCUUCGUCCACGUCACCGAUCUCUCUGGCCGCGAAACCAUCUGCCGUGUGACCGGUGGCAUGAAAGUCAAGGCCGACCGUGACGAGUCUUCCCCAUACGCUGCUAUGUUGGCUGCUCAGGACGUUGCUGCACGCUGCAAGGAGCUCGGUAUCACUGCUCUGCACAUCAAGAUCCGCGCUACUGGUGGUAACGGUACCAAGACUCCCGGCCCUGGUGCUCAGUCUGCUCUGCGUGCGUUGGCUCGUGCUGGCAUGAAGAUUGGCCGCAUUGAGGAUGUUACGCCGACGCCGUCUGACUCUACUCGUCGCAAGGGUGGUCGUCGUGGUCGUCGUCUGUGA
Molecule: messenger RNA, 456 nt
Organism: Cyphellophora attinorum
Lineage: Eukaryota; Fungi; Ascomycota; Eurotiomycetes; Chaetothyriales; Cyphellophoraceae
Product: 40S ribosomal protein S14
Exons: 3
Coding region: 1-456 (151 amino acids)
Biological process (GO): translation; maturation of SSU-rRNA from tricistronic rRNA transcript (SSU-rRNA, 5.8S rRNA, LSU-rRNA); ribosomal small subunit assembly
Cellular component (GO): ribosome; cytosolic small ribosomal subunit
Molecular function (GO): structural constituent of ribosome; small ribosomal subunit rRNA binding; mRNA 5'-UTR binding
Source: RefSeq, a predicted model, not a curated record